AUGAUUUCCCAUCUGCUUGCUGGGCUCGCAGCCUUCUCUGUGGCACGCGCCUCUCCCCAUGACCUUUUCCGCCGUGGAACUGUCGCGUCUGAUGCGAUUGUUGGGUUGCCGCAGACUGUGCCCAGUGGGACGGUUGGGGAGGUUUAUCUGGCUUACCAGCCGGAUUUGUAUGUUGUCAAUGGAUGUGUUCCGUUCCCUGGUGUUGAUGCGGCGGGUAAUACCAAUGCUGGUCUUAAGCCUACAGGUGGUUCUUCUGAUGGUUGUAGCAGCAGCACCGGUCAAAUAUAUGUCAGAGCAAGCACCUCAGGCGACUACUACGCCCUAAUGUACUCAUGGUACUUCCCCAAAGACGAACCAUCAACAGGAAUCGGCCACCGGCACGACUGGGAAGGCGUAAUUGUCUGGCUGAAAGAUUCCACGACGAUUUCAGCUUCUAACGUCGUCGCUGUUUGUCCUUCUGCUCACGGCGGCUGGGAUUGCAGCACUGAUGGCUUCACGCUUCAUGGCACUGCUUCCCUGAUCAAGUAUGAGUCUAUUUGGCCUGUUGAUCAUAGUUGUGGUCUUACGAGUACUGUUGGUGGGACUCAGCCGCUUGUUGCUUGGGAAUCUAUGUCUACUGUUGUUCAAGAUGCGCUGGAUACUACGGACUUUGGAUCUGGGAAUGUUCCGUUCAAUGAGAAUAACUUUGCUAAUAAUUUGGCGAAUGCUACUUUCUAA
Messenger RNA from Penicillium canescens, 717 nucleotides. Its product is annotated as NPP1 family protein. The transcript has 4 exons. Bases 1 to 717 code for a protein of 238 amino acids. Lineage: Eukaryota; Fungi; Ascomycota; Eurotiomycetes; Eurotiales; Aspergillaceae. The record is from RefSeq and is a predicted model, not a curated record.